Messenger RNA from Salvia hispanica, 657 nucleotides. RefSeq names its product IQ-domain 20 (gene IQD20). The record is from RefSeq and is a predicted model, not a curated record. NCBI's taxonomy places the organism in Eukaryota, Viridiplantae, Streptophyta, Magnoliopsida, Lamiales, Lamiaceae. Gene Ontology annotation, molecular function: protein binding.
AAACAUCAUGCUUCAGAGCAAAGACCACACAUGGUGGAGAGCCAUUCCGAGGAAACUUUUCCGAUCAUCGCCAUCGCGUCGCCAUCCCAACAACACAAAUAACGGCAACUUCAGCCAAGAACUCAACAGCAGCCCACAAGAAGUGAAUGCCGGUUCAGAUUUUCUGUCCAAGGAAGACAUGGCAGCCAUUGCAAUACAAUCAUGCUUUAGGGGUCAUCUUGCAAGACGAGCUUAUAAGGCCCUACGGAGCUUGGUGAAGCUGCAGGCUCUUGUACGAGGGGUUUUAGCUAGAAGACAGGCUCGGAUAGCUCUGGAUUGCAUGCAUGCACUGGCUCGCCUUCAGAUCACGGUUCGAGCUCGGCAGCUGCUGCUGAACACUUAGUACACAUCAAAGGAGCUAUAUGUAAAGCAAGAAACAUCGCAGCAAUUGUGACAAGCAAGAAUCAGCAAUUUACAAUACAUGUAUAUUUUCAUUUUUUUCUUUUCCUGAAGAAUAAAUCCACAUCUCUUACAAUCAAGACUAGAGUUUAUGGACAGGACAAUGGUUACACAACUUGUACAAAUCAUUAACAGAGUAUACCAAGGACUAUAUACUGAUCAUUAGAAGAAAAAGAUCAGGAAUGUUAGAAGAGAAUGGACAGAGCCAAUUAUAUUGUA